Molecule: messenger RNA, 1578 nt
Organism: Sphenostylis stenocarpa
Lineage: Eukaryota; Viridiplantae; Streptophyta; Magnoliopsida; Fabales; Fabaceae
Source: the annotation of a GenBank genome assembly
AUGGCGUCCAUCUCGACGUGCAUCACUGUGACCCCCAGUUGUGGGCUCCCGCGGCUACAAUCCUUCACUCGUUCGAGUUUGGCGAAGUCCCCGAAGCAGGCAAUAGCUUUCCCUUGCGUGCAAAACCCGGUGAUUUGGGGAGUCCCGAGAAGGUCAUGGGAUUCUAGGGUUUUGGUGGCGAGGCCGGGGGGCAUAGUGGAAAGCGACAAGUUGCCGUCGGAUGUCAGAAAGCGAACGAUGGACGCGGUGGAUGGAUGCGGAGGGAGAGUAACCAUUGGGGAUGUGGCUAGCAGGGCUGGCCUCAACUUGAAUCAGGCUCAGAAGGCUCUUCAAGCUCUUGCUGCUGACGCAGAUGGCGUCUUAGAGGUUUCUGAGGAAGGUGACGUUCUCUAUGUAUUUCCCAAAGAUUAUCGAUCAAGGCUUGGUGCCAAGUCGCUUAGGAUUAAAGCUGAACCCUUUUUUGAAAAAGCCAAGGCGGCGGUAGAAUACUUGAUACGGGUUUCUUUUGGGACAGCGCUUAUUGCAUCCAUUGUUAUUGUUUACACUACAAUAAUUGCUCUUAUAACUAGCAGUAGAAGUGAUGAUGACAAUCGUGGAAGGCGUGGAGGCAGGUCAUAUGAUUCAGGAGUCACUUUCUACUUCAAUCCUGUUGAUUUGUUCUGGGAAAACAACGAAGGGCAGGGGAAUAUGGCAAAGAAAUGGGAAUAUAAACGGAAAAGGUACUGGGAUCCAUAUUAUUAUAGGAGGCGAAGGCUACAAGCUGAUGAUGACAAGAUGAACUUCAUUGAAUCGGUUUUCUCCUUUGUAUUUGGAGAUGGUGAUCCCAAUCAAGGAAUUGAAGAAGAGAGAUGGAAGUUGAUUGGGCAAUACAUAGCAUCUAAUGGUGGUGUUGUUGCAGCUGAAGAACUUGCUCCAUAUCUUGAUUUAGAUUCUACGGAGGGACUCAAGGAUGACGAAUCCUAUAUCUUACCUGUGCUUUUACGAUUUGAUGGUCAGCCUGAUGUUGACGAGAAGGGAAAUAUUCUGUAUAGGUUUCCAUCUCUACAGAGAACAGCUUCUCAAAAGAGUAAGAGGAAAGAAUAUGUUGGAAGGAGAUGGACAGAUUGGGUUGGAAUUGAGAAGUUUUUCCAGGAGAAAAAAUGGCAAUUCAGUAAAACUGGCACGUCCGAGAGAGCAAUGGUGAUUGGUUUGGGUGGCCUUAAUCUGUUUGGAGUUAUUAUUCUCGGAACCAUGUUGAAAGAUAUGGCAGUUGCACCCAGUAGCUUCAUCAAAUUUGUAGCGGACAUAUUUCCGCUGCUUCAGAUUUAUGCUGGUUCUUUCUUUGCAAUUCCUCUUGUUCGGUGGUUUUUUAUUCGUAAAAAGAAUGGUGAUAUUGAAAAGAGAAACAAAGCUAGGGAGCAGUGUGCACGAGUUCUUGAAUUACCUGACUCUUCACUAAGGCAGAAGCUUUUCAGUGCUCGGGACAUGGCCCAAAAGACAGUCAUAGGAAAGGAUCAAAUUGUGUAUAGCACUGACAAGGACUUACUUGAACAAGACUAUGAAGCUCGCGAAUGGGAUAAAAAAUUUCGGGAGCUGUGA